Messenger RNA from Guillardia theta CCMP2712, 1800 nucleotides. RefSeq lists its product as hypothetical. The record is from RefSeq and is a predicted model, not a curated record. The coding region runs from base 1 to 1800 and encodes 599 amino acids. The transcript is spliced from 4 exons. NCBI's taxonomy places the organism in Eukaryota, Cryptophyceae, Pyrenomonadales, Geminigeraceae.
AUGAGGGGGUUGUAUCUCCUUUGCACGCUUCUCCCGUUGCUCCCUCCAAUCCAGAACUCCCUCAUCCUGCAGCCUCUUCCUUCGCAGCUCAUGCCAACCAGACUGAGGGGUGGGUCUGUGCACGGACGAGGCAAGGUCCAGGAUAUAGUUGACGGCGACUUCGACGACGGCAUGUGCCCAUGUGGCGAUCCGAGCUGCACGAGCAGGCUGAAGCACCCGCAGACGGCAGAGGACUUGAGGAGGAAGCGGUACAACGACAUCGCCACUGAGCAUCUCCAGAAGCUCGCCAAGGGGGAGCCUGCCACCAUGGAAGAGCUGCCGAUGGACAUGCAGGAGUGCCUGGUGCACGAGAUCCGCCAUGGCGAGCUCAAGGAGAUGUUCAAGCCAGUGACGCCAUGGUGGAAGGUAGCGCCCUUCGGGAACAUCUCGCGAGCUGAGGGAGACAAGAGGGACGUCGCCUGCUCCAAGGGGGUGGAGGAGACGUCAGAGAGUAUCGCCUUCAACGGGAGGGAAUGCGGGUCGUACAGUUGGGCGCAGGACAGGGAGAAAGUUUGUUUCUUCAUGUUUGUAGACAAGCAGGUUCAGAGCAAGCAGAUUGACGUGCGAGUAGCACUGCAAUCGCUACUAGUCUCCAUCGACAAGGUCCCGAUCCAGAGCAUCCGGCUGUCGUAUCCUGUGCGGUGCAGCGAGGAGGCGACUGAGGACUGUUGGGGGCUGACGACAAUGAUGGGGAGGAAGCUACUCAAAGUCACUCUGUACAAGAGCAUGCUAGGGCUGCCGGUAGACGCGCCGGAGCGAGCGGAGGGCUUGUGGUGGAGGUCGUUUUCUACCCUGGAAGAAAAGAUGCCAGAGGAUAGAGUUGUAGACAAGAAGUCGAGCAUGGAAGAGGUAGUCCUGCGGCACCAGAAGCCAUUUCAUGCUCCUCCUCCAGUCGGUGUCGAGAUCGAUCCAGAAGCCCUCAACUUCCAAUGGUGCGAGCAUUUCGACCUGCAGUUCCUCGACGUCCUGGUCGCCUACUGCUCGGUCUACAGGCAAGUGAAUGGUAGGAUGACGGAGGAUCCUGUCGGAGUCAGCUCCAUGCUUCAAUCCUCGUCGCACUCGCUGCGGCUCCUGCGGGAUCGCAGCUUCACUUGCUACGCUCAAGUUCUCAGCUCUGCAGCCUUGGAGCUGCACCCGCUAGUCUCAGGGACAGCGCAGGAGAAGAAUCUGCUGAUGCUGCAGAUCCUUCAGGACGUUGAGGCGAUCCUGUCCAGCUACGAGGCUCCUUUCUACGCCCUCUCAGGCUGCCUUCAAGUGAUGGAGAAGGCAGAGGCGAUCCUCUGGGAGAAGGCGGAGGAGGGCGACAGAAAACUGAUCACGUCCAAGGAGGUCGAGGAGGUAACGCUCUCUUCCACCUCCCCCCCUCCCUCCUCCUCCGACGACGACGACGAAGAGCACGAGGAUCGCAUGGUAGCAGUUCAUGACCCUGACAAGAGCAAGCGCAUGCUCAUCAGCAAGAACAGUCGUCGUGAGAGCCUGGAGCUCGCUUCUCGAGCUGACGACCUCAGCUUGGCUUGUGAGAAGGUCCAGGACAUCCUCAGCUGUCUCUGGGUCGCCAACAUGUCGUACAGAGAUGAGAUGCUGACGGAGGUGAGAAGAGCGCAGCAGGCCCACAUAUUCUGCUCGACCAUCGAGAACUUGACGUUGGUGGACCAAAUGACGGUGACGAGUGACGUGUACAAGCACUUUGCCAUCAGGGACUACAUCAUUGAGGAUCAGCGACGCCUUGUCAAGCUGGCGGAAGAGAAGAUGAAGGUUUGA